Arabidopsis arenosa is the source of this 1272-nucleotide messenger RNA. Lineage: Eukaryota; Viridiplantae; Streptophyta; Magnoliopsida; Brassicales; Brassicaceae. The record is from the annotation of a GenBank genome assembly.
AGUUACACACACAACAUUCACACAAUCAAAUCAUUACCAUCAAUCAUGGUCGAGCCAACAUGGGAAGAGCUUCUCGGUCGAGACAAUUGGCAAAACCUAUUGGAACCACUUGACCACUCACUUCGCCAACUCAUCCUUCGAACCGGCGACUUCUGUCAAGCCACUUACGACACUUUCAUCAACGACCAAAACUCCAUCUACUGUGGAGCCAGCCGUUACGGUAAACAAUCGUUCUUCCACAAAGUCAUGCUCGAUGAUGCUAGACACUACGAAGUCGUUUCGUUCCUUUACGCUACGGCUCGUGUCAGCGACCACGAAGCCUUCUUCCUCAGCUCCAUGUCUCGUGAGUCUUGGGACCGUGAGACUAAUUGGAUUGGUUACAUCGCGGUCACUUCUGAUGAACGGACGGCUGAGAUUGGGAGGAGAGAGAUAUAUGUUGUGUUUCGUGGGACGACGAGGAAUUACGAGUGGGUUAAUGUGAUGGGUGCGAAGUUGACUUCGGUUAAAGAACUGUUGAUGGACGGUGGAGAUGGUCCUGAGGUUAUGCUUGGAUGGUUCACUAUUUAUACGACGGCUAAUCCAAACUCACCUUUCACCAAGAUGAGUGCACGUUCGCAGCUUCUCACCAAGAUAAAAGAAUUGCUAGAGAUAUACAAGGACGAGAACCCUAGCAUAGUGUUUACUGGACACAGUCUAGGUGCAACAAUCGCGACAGUCGCAGCAUUUGAUAUUGGGGAAAACGUUACAAGCGGUUAUGGCAACGUGCCGCCUGUGACGGCUAUUGUUUUUGGUUCUCCGAGAGUUGGCAACAGAGAAUUCUCGGACAGAAUCAAGGGACAUAACAAUGUGAGGAUAUUGCACGUGAAAAAUGAAAUUGAUCUCAUCACUCGAUAUCCAGCUAAGAUAAUGGGGUACGUCAACAUUGGGAACAAACUCAAAAUCGAUACGAGAGUUUCACCUUUUCUUAAGGAAACCCAUCAUCCCGGUGAUUGGCAUAAUCUACAGGCGAGUCAUUCUAUUGCGAUGUUACAUGUAGUAGCCGGAUGGAACGGGAAGAACGGCAAAUUUGAGAUGAAAGUGAACCGAAACAUAGCAUUGGUUAACAAAUCAUGUGCACUAUUGAAAGAAGAAUGUUUAGUUCCCGAAUGUUGGUGGGUCGAGAAAAACAAAGGCAUGCUCAAGACCGCGGAUGGUGAUUGGGUCAUGGCCACUCCCGACGAUGAAGACAAGCCCGUCGUCGAGUUUGAUUAAUAACAAACAAUUUGUGUCUUU